GAGAACGGGGAGCAGCCACCGGCAAGGGGAAGAGAUGGCUGCUCUUUCCUUCUACUACUCCGUCGUGGUGCUUGCUUCGCUGAGUUUGUUCCGACGCCUCGACGGCGGCGCUGCAUUUGACCCGCACUGGCUCCCAGCGACGGCCACUUGGUACGGCAGCGCCGAAGGUGACGGCAGCGACGGCGGGGCGUGCGGGUACGGGACGCUGGUGGAUGUGCGGCCGCUGCGAGCGCGGGUGGGGGCGGUGAGCCCGGUGCUGUUCAAGGGUGGCGAGGGGUGCGGCGUCUGCUACAAGGUGCGCUGCCUGGACCCCGCCAUCUGCUCCCGCCGCCCCUCCACCAUCAUCGUCACCGACGAGUGCCCCGGCGGGUAUUGCGCCUUCGGCCGCACCCACUUCGACCUCAGCGGCGCCGCCUUCGGCCGCAUGGCCAUCUCCGGCGGGGCCGAUCAGCUCCGCAACCGCGGCGAGAUCCCUGUCGUCUUCCGAAGGACUCCGUGCAAAUACCCUGGGAAGAACAUCGCAUUCCAUGUGAAUGAAGGUUCCACACGCUUUUGGCUAUCUCUUCUUGUGGAGUUUGAGGAUGCUGAUGGAGACAUCGGAUCCAUGCACAUUAAACAAGCAAAUUCUGUGUUGUGGCAAGAGAUGAAGCAUGUGUGGGGGGCAAGUUGGUGCAUCAUUGGGGGGCCUCUGCAGGGGCCUUUCUCAGUAAAGCUCACCACACUGACCACUCGAAAGACCCUCUCGGCCAGAGAUGUGAUUCCCAGGAACUGGACUCCCAAGGCCACCUACACCUCUCGCCUCAACUUCUCGUGAAGGAAUCUACAUCGUCACAUACUAUUUCGUUACUCUUUAGUCUAUGAAGCAAGUGUGUAUAUGUUUGCAGCCCUCUCCAAAGGGAAGAGUGAGCUUCUUGUUUACUUCCUGUUUGUGUGUUUGUUUGGUUGUAGGAUCCCAACAUGAAGAAAUGGAUGGGGUCCAAGAAUGAAUACUGUGUUUAAUAAAUGGAUAACGGUCAGAUUGUUUGGAGUGAGACUUCAUUGUCGAUUGUAGAGAUUGCAGGAUCACAUACAACAAGCUGUUAGAUUCUUGCCUGUGUGUGACAUGUGAAGAAAGUGAGGGACUGAUUGGGGCAUUGGCACAUGGUCUCUUGUUUAGUUGUUUAUGAUAGUGAUAUGGGGACUACUUUAGCUCAAUAACAAGGAAUGAAAUUGUACCUUUAGAAAUGGAAUAAAUAUAAGUGGCUUUUCUUA
Messenger RNA from Zingiber officinale, 1251 nucleotides. RefSeq names its product expansin-B16-like. Gene Ontology annotation, cellular component: extracellular region; plasmodesma. Lineage: Eukaryota; Viridiplantae; Streptophyta; Magnoliopsida; Zingiberales; Zingiberaceae. Bases 35 to 814 code for a protein of 259 amino acids. Gene Ontology annotation, biological process: sexual reproduction. The transcript is spliced from 4 exons. The record is from RefSeq and is a predicted model, not a curated record.